AUGAAAGGAAAAGAAACGAUUCAGACGACAACAGUGAAGUCGUCAAUUGUGAAAAAGAAAUAUAAACGAGGUGAUAAAAUUAAAACAAUCAAGGUAUCUUGGGAUUCAGCUCGGUUAGCAGAUAAGCCAUUAGUAGAAGCUUCAAGGAUUGGCUUGGAAGAUAAAAAUCGUUUCAUAAGACAAAAUGUUGAUACGGUAUCCCCGUCAAUACGUAGUGAUAAAAGUUCAUCAUCAGUGAUUGCUGGCCAAUUAAUUAUUUAUGAUUUGGAUGAGGCACCACCAAUUGCUAACCAAUUAAAAAGAAAAAAAG
Messenger RNA from Acanthocheilonema viteae, 310 nucleotides. Lineage: Eukaryota; Metazoa; Nematoda; Chromadorea; Rhabditida; Onchocercidae. The record is from the annotation of a GenBank genome assembly.